UGUUAUGGUGUGGCACCGUAACUCAGCAGACAGCACACAAGAACACGAUGGUUAUUUGUGUGCUGGGUCGAUACCUCCUCAAAAGCAGCCUCUGCAGCAGAUCCUGGUGCAGGAAGAGCAGCCUGUACUCGGCCGGCCAUGGCUUCCAGCCCGAGGAGAUCAGGGAGAAGCUCAGGGCCUACCCCGGGGGGGCGGUGGACCUGCUCACCCAGGGGGAGACGGGGCUGGCAGUGCUGACCGUCAACAACCCCUCCCGCAUGAACGCCUUCUCGGGCGCUAUGAUGGUGGAGCUGGAGGAGAGGGUGUCUCAGCUGGAGUCGUGGACGCAGGGCAAAGGCCUCAUCGUGCGAGGGGCAGCGGGGACCUUCUGCUCAGGCUCCGACCUCAACGCCGUCAGGGCCAUAUCCAACCCACAGGAUGGGAUGAAGAUGUGCAUGUUUAUGCAGGACGCUCUGACCAGACUACAGAGGCUUCCUCUGGUGUCUGUGGCGCUGGUGGAGGGCAGAGCACUGGGAGGAGGCUCAGAGCUCAGUACUGCCUGCGACUUCAGACUGAUGACCCCUGACAGCGUGAUCCAGUUCGUCCACAAGCACAUGGGCCUGGUGCCGGGCUGGGGCGGGGCCGCCCGGCUGGUCCGCCUGGUGGGGGACCGCCACGCCCUGCGGCUGCUGGGCGGGGCCCUCAAGGUGGACCCCGAGCUGGGGCUGCGGAUCGGGCUGGCGGACGGCGUGCUGGAGGAGGGGGCCCCCCAGGACGGGGACGAAGGGGCGGCCCUCCGGCAGGCGGAGGAGUGGCUGAGCCGCUACACCAAGGGGCCCGCCGAGGUGAUCCGGGCCGCCAAGAGGGUGGUGUCGUCGGGGAGGGAGCUGCCCCUGACGGAGGCCCUCCGGGCGGAGAAGGAGGUGUUUGGGACUGUGUGGGGCGGGGAGGCGAACCUGAGGGCCUUGGCCGGCAAGACGAAGCACAAGUGAAUCUGCGGCGGGGGACCGAAGACCACCACCUCCUCCUGCACCACCUCCUGUACCACCACGCCCACCUCCUCCAAUCAGCUCCUCUCAGACCUCGGUUGAGUUCCUGAUUAAAAAGCGACAGAAGUUUAGCUGGGGACAAUGACGUCCUAACAUGGAGAACGACCCAAAGCUCUGUUCUGACCUGAAUGGUGAUUCCGCACGGAUAUAAUGAGCGACAGGUGAUAUGUUUUGAAAAAGACGUAUGAAACAAUGACGUCUCAAUGAAAACUCUGUUAUUGUGAAAUUCCUUUGCCGUUCACAAAUGUCAGUGCCUCACUUUAUUUUUGUUUGUGUCCCACAUCUGUUUAGUUUGAAAUCUAUGUACGAUUUAUUUUGACAGCUGAAUAAAACCCACAAAUCAAUGUUUUUGUCUGCAGUCCACCAGCCAUUCAAGUCUCAACAAAAUGUCCCCUUUUGUGACAGACUACCGGCUCAAGUUGUAGAGAUGUGUUGCUUCAUCUUUGCUAUGCAGUCUAACCACGUCCACAUGUAGGACCUGCUUUCUGGGUCAGGACUGCCAGACCACCUGCCAAGAGCUUCAAACGAAGCUUGCUCAACUGCUUUCUCUGGUGAUCAACAGACCUCUGGAAUGGGAUUAUAUUAAUGGUUAGAAUUAGCAGUUAUUAGCAUAUAAGUGAAGGUCAGACUGCAGGCAUCCUGUGGCACCCUGGUAUAUAAUGACAGGACGGGCCCAAAGCUUUGGCAUCUGUCCUGUUUAAGAGUAAAAAUGCACCUCAGCCAAAAUUCAUGAGCCGUCACGUCUAAUGGUGUUGUACUUUAUUAAAAAGGAUGUACCCUUUUUUACCUUCCUCUUAAAUGUGAGGUGAGGCAUCUGAUCCCCCCUGAAUAUUGGACCCAAGGGCUAGAAGACAUUUAACUUUUAAAGGGGAAAUAUUAUG
Molecule: messenger RNA, 1909 nt
Organism: Gadus chalcogrammus (walleye pollock)
Lineage: Eukaryota; Metazoa; Chordata; Actinopteri; Gadiformes; Gadidae
Gene: echdc1
Product: enoyl CoA hydratase domain containing 1
Exons: 7
Coding region: 48-971 (307 amino acids)
Biological process (GO): fatty acid beta-oxidation
Cellular component (GO): cytosol
Molecular function (GO): enoyl-CoA hydratase activity
Source: RefSeq, a predicted model, not a curated record